CCUCAAGUCUCUUUCCUCACUUCUUUCUCUUCACUUUUUUUUUUUUUGAGGGGUUUUGGGGAGUAAGUGAGUGGGCUGGGAUGGGUCUCUUAAGCGGCCCGAUUGAGAGGAGGGAGGAAGCAGGGGGCUUCCGAGUGGGUAACCCGGACGCAGGGUGUGGGGUGGGGCAGUUUGUGGGGAGCGGUAAUUGAAAGGCGUCGGUUGCUCCCCAACUCUUUUCUCCUGCUUUUCUCCACUGUGGGCGGAAGGUUUGAAUCCUGGAGGUGGGGUCUCCUGUUUGGAGUUUGGGAAACUGCGAGGUGAAUUUGAGAAUGGUUAAUAACGCUGAUCAUCUCUAGGAAGGAUAUUGAUUCACCUCAUGUAAAGUAUGCUCAGUUCCUUUCCAGUGGUUUUGCUGGAAACCAUGUCUCACUAUACAGAUGAACCCAGAUUUACCAUAGAGCAGAUAGAUCUCCUUCAGCGCCUUCGGCGUACUGGAAUGACUAAACAUGAAAUUCUCCACGCCUUGGAAACUUUGGACCGUCUUGAUCAAGAGCAUAGUGACAAGUUUGGAAGAAGGUCCAGCUAUGGAGGAAGUUCUUAUGGAAAUAGUACCAACAAUGUUCCAGCAUCUUCCUCUACAGCUACAGCUUCCACACAGACCCAGCAUUCUGGAAUGUCCCCAUCUCCUAGCAACAGUUAUGAUACCUCCCCACAGCCUUGCACUACCAAUCAAAAUGGGAGGGAGAAUAAUGAGCGAUUAUCCACGUCCAAUGGAAAGAUGUCACCCACUCGCUACCAUGCAAACAGCAUGGGUCAGAGGUCUUACAGUUUUGAAGCCUCAGAAGAGGACCUAGAUGUAGAUGAUAAAGUGGAGGAAUUAAUGAGGAGGGACAGCAGUGUGAUAAAAGAGGAAAUCAAAGCCUUUCUUGCCAAUCGGAGGAUUUCCCAAGCAGUUGUUGCACAGGUAACAGGUAUCAGUCAGAGCCGGAUCUCUCAUUGGCUGUUGCAGCAGGGAUCAGACCUGAGUGAACAGAAGAAAAGAGCAUUUUACCGAUGGUAUCAACUUGAGAAGACAAACCCUGGGGCUACACUAAGUAUGAGACCAGCCCCCAUUCCAAUAGAGGACCCAGAGUGGAGACAAACACCUCCCCCGGUCUCUGCCACAUCUGGCACCUUCCGACUACGGCGAGGGAGUCGAUUUACCUGGAGAAAGGAGUGCCUGGCUGUCAUGGAAAGUUACUUCAAUGAGAAUCAAUACCCAGAUGAAGCUAAGAGAGAAGAAAUUGCCAAUGCUUGCAAUGCAGUUAUACAGAAGCCAGGCAAAAAACUGUCUGAUCUGGAACGAGUUACCUCCCUGAAAGUAUAUAAUUGGUUUGCUAACAGACGGAAGGAGAUCAAGAGGAGAGCCAAUAUUGAAGCAGCAAUCCUGGAGAGUCAUGGGAUAGAUGUACAGAGUCCAGGAGGCCAUUCCAACAGUGAUGAUGUUGACGGAAAUGACUACUCAGAGCAGGAUACUUGGCAAGUACGCAAUGGGGAGGAGGAGGAGGGAAGAAGUUCAGAGGGAGGCAGAGAAGCAGAGAAGGUAGAAGAAGAGAGGAGGAUCUGAUCCAAACAAGAUGACAGCACUAGCCAUAGUGACCACCAAGACCCCAUCUCAUUAGCUGUGGAAAUGGCAGCAGUCAACCAUACUAUCUUGGCAUUGGCCCGACAAGGAGCCAACGAAAUCAAGACAGAGGCCCUGGAUGACGACUGAUCAGGGAGGGUUGAACAGGAGAAGUUAACUUAGUUUAGACGUAGCACCUUAGCAGACUUUCCUCGGUCCUUAACAUGUGUUCUUACAGUAUAACUUGCAGUUUCUUGUAUGUCAGUUAGCCGUUAGGGUCUUGUUCUGUGAAGAUGGCAUGGUGCCCUCAGCCUUUGCAUAUACUCUCUCAGUAUUAAUUCCCAGUAAAUAAUAACCAACCAACCAACCAAACUCCCUCUCCCAGCCCCCGAGGCUAGAAAAUCUUGCUGCUCUGUCUUAGCAUUCCACGAAAGUGCUUCCAGGUAUUUAGAUAGCCCUCAGUUCUCCAAUAUUAGGCUACAUGUAAAACCUUGGGUACCUUUAGAUUCCUGUAACACUAGUCUGUACCCUUUUCCUUCCCCAAGACUGAUAGGAUGCAAGCUGAGGUAGUGUGGCCCAGGAUUGACAGACACCAUUUGGGGAGUAUCCGCAGAGUAAAAGGAACACUAGAAUUCCCACUCAGCGUGGGAAUCAUUGAUUUCCAGCUGCAAUAAGCCGUGCCUCGUAAUAGUCACACUGUGGCUAGAUUAUACUUCUUUGGGUGCUGUGCUAAGAAUGUGCAUGGAAAAACUUGAUCUCAGAUUUUGGUUGAUGUUAACAUGCCUGACACAGACAUCCUUUCCUCUCACAAGCUGUGUGACUUAGUAGAUAAAAUACUGCCUUCUGCCUUUGGGACCAUGAUUCAAACAAACAAAAAGACAAAAAACAAAAGUCAGUAAAAAAAAAACAAAAAACAACCCAGCUUGAGAGCAUUGGAAAAAAACAUGAGCUGAAUGUCUAACGGAUGUUAAGUCCAGUUCUCAGAACCGCUGUACAUUGCGUGGCACAGGUAUGUGCCUGCCCGGAAAAGUGCUGGAGGCAUCGUGGAAGCUGCUCUGCCUCCUGUUGGUGUCCCCUUCCCUGCUGCCAAAAAGUCUUUCAAGGAUGGAGCUAAGGUCACAAAUGAGUGAAUGAACUUCCAGUCUUUGUAUCCAUUAACUGAAGCCCCCUCAAUAUGAGAGGUUGAUAGAGGACUUUAGAGUGGGAUUAUGCUGGCUGACUAUCAGAAAUGCAAAUACUUUCCUAAAUAGGAGCAGAAAAAAGCAGGGGACAAUUGCCACUUAUGUGGUGGGUCUUCGAGAUACAACGUGAUGUGACUGCUUUGGUGUUCUCUUUACUCUGUCCUUGUAGAGGUGUGAAAAGCUAUAUUGCUACAGGCAAUUUAUUUAAUAAUUGGAAGCCAUAUUGAUAAUGGAUGUGGUAAUAUUUGUAAAGUUUAAUCUACUUUAAGCGGCAGUAACUAAUGGAAUUUUUUUCCUUGAUCACAUAUGUAGCACUUUUGUUACUUUUUAAAGAUAUUUAUAUUUGAUAAAUCUUUUUUUCAUUUUGAGAACUCAAAAUACCAAACAGUGAACUUGCGUUAUAAAGUCACCCUGUGAUCACCUUGUCAUCUAGUAGCAAAAUGAUGAACUAUUCAUGCAUCAAAGAAAAUUACAUCUGCUGGCCUUGUAUGAAAAUGAUCUCUUGGCAUCCCGAUUAAAUGACACACUGUCACUGUGGGGAAGAGGAAACCGCCUUCGAUGUAGCAGCGUAGGGUGCGUCUGAAGGAGGCAUGACUGCUGUAUAUUUUCUGCCUCAUUCCAUCUCCUUUCUACGCAUGGUGGAGCCUUGUUUAAAGGGGGAUGUGGGGCUGGCUAUUAAACAGGGCUUCUGUCUUGUCGUCCAUUACCUGAGAACGAUUUCUAAGGUGGAAGGAAGGUGCCGUUUCCUUACCUCUUCACCCCUCCUCCCCCACCAAAUGUAUUCAGCCUAAAACCAUUGAGAGAAAGACUGACCUUCUUUGUUUUUCCCUUCCUUGUUAGGGAGAUAUUAAAUAUCCACCAGUUUUUAGCUGGUCUGACUCCACUUAAGGCACAUGCUGACGAGGUCUUCUCCGUAUCCGUUCAUCCUGCUUAGGCCAGUGUGCGGAAGCCUUCGAGAGGGCACGAAGAUGCCACCUUAUAUGGGUCUGUGAUUUUAAAGAGCCGUGGGCAGGGACUGGGCCUGCUCUUGUUUGUGGAUUUCAGGCAGAUAAUGUAUAUACUUCCAGCUUCCAAGAACUGAA
Molecule: messenger RNA, 3848 nt
Organism: Leptonychotes weddellii (Weddell seal)
Lineage: Eukaryota; Metazoa; Chordata; Mammalia; Carnivora; Phocidae
Source: RefSeq, a predicted model, not a curated record